AUGUCAGAAGAACAAUCAAUGAGUAUUGAACCUCAGGAAGACAUAAGUCCAAAUCCUAGCAUCCCAGAAAACAAGGACGAGACUCAAAAUUCCGAUAGUGUUCAUGCCAGCGAUCAAGAAGAGGAUUUAUAUUCUCACGAGGUUGAGAACAAGCCUGAUGAAAGGACUGAGGGCUUAGAAGAGGAAGAACCCGCUCUUUUAUCCGACAAUUCUGACGAUGAUAAGUCGAUACCUGCUGGGGAAGAUGACGAGGAGGAGAAAAAAAGUGAGGGUGAAGAGGUUAAGGACGAGUCCAAAGAGCCAAAUACUGCAGAAGAACAUUACACCGAACAAUCAACAUCAAAGGCGGAUGUCCUUGAAGCAGAGCCACAACAAGAUGUGGAAUCCAAGUAUGAUGAAUCGCAUGAGGAGGAUGCGGAUAAGGAAACGAGUGAAGAGGAAUCUCUCGAAAAAAGAAACAGUGAGGAGCAUCAAUCUGAAAGUUCUAACACAGCUGACAAUGAUCAAUUGACAACUGAACCUCAAGGUUCGGAUGUCGAUAUAACAAAUGAGAAAGAGCAGGAAACAGAAGAAACUGCUCCUACUUUCCAAAUCCCUCCCGAAGGCCUGGGUGACGAGAACGUGAACUACGACUUGCUACAGAGACAAGCAAAGUACAUCAUGGACAGUGGCAUAUUGAAUGUAUCAGAAUUUCGUAAUCUGAACGAAAAGGACAAGAUAUCAGCAAUCUUGUCAUUUUUGAACUCCAACCCGGAAACUUCCUUGCCUAUUUCCUCCCAACGCACACCAACAACUUCGGAACCAGAGCAGCCUGGUCGCAUUCCAAGACCAGACAUGUCACAACCGAUGAAUGCAGCCGAACGCAAAAGGUACUCUGAAUAUUUGAGAGGAGAAAAUCGCAUAACUGAGAUUCAAAAUAUUCCACCAAAAUCAAGACUUUUCAUUGGUAAUUUACCACUUAAGAACGUAGCCAAAGAGGAUCUUUUCAGGAUUUUUUCACCAUAUGGACACAUUUACCAAAUUAAUAUAAAAAACGCUUUUGGCUUCAUUCAAUAUGAUAACCCAAAGUCCGUCAGAGACGCAAUCGAGGGUGAAUCUCAAGAAAUGAACUUUGGAAAAAAGCUUAUUCUAGAAAUCUCUUCCUCAAACAGCAGACCUCAAUAUGAUCAUGGUGACCAUGGCACAAAUAGUAGUUCUACGUUCAUAUCUUCUACCAAACGCCCCUUUGACGAAGAAGAAGAAGAGGACAUGUACAGUGAUAACAAUUAUAAGAGAGGCAAGAGACGUGUUCCGGAAUGUGUUAUCUACGUUAAACGAACCGCAGACCGCUCGUACGCCAAUGACGUCUUUAACAAGUUUAGACAAGGGACGGGCUUAGAGACAGACAUGAUUUUCUUGAAACCCCGAAUGGAGUUGCGUAAGAUGAUUAACGAUGCCGCCUACGACGGUGUUUGGGGUGUGGUCCUGGUAAACAAAACCAGGAAUGUUGACAUUCAAACGUUUUACAAAGGCACCCAAGGCGAAACCAAAUUUGACGAGUACGUUAGCGUAUCUGGUGAAGACGCGGUUGCCAUAUUCAACAAUUUGAAGAAUAGUAGACGCAACAGAAGCGGCUCAGCUCCUCAUCAGGCACCUCCACAGCAGCAGUACUACGGAUCCUACAAUAUGGGCCCCCCUCCACCACAGCAAGCACCUCCUCAUAUUCCUCAGCACUAUGUCGCUCCUCCACCGCAAACUUACGGUGCGCCCCCAAUUGCCCAAGGUUACAAUGCAUAUCCCGCUCAGCCUGCAAUGCCAGCGCACGUUGUUCCUCCCAUGAUGUCCAAUCCUCCGCCUGCGCAGAUGGACCAACAACAACUUCUCUCGGCAAUUCAGAACUUGCCACCAAAUGUUGUUUCCAGUCUACUUUCAAUGGCUCAACAACAGCCACAACAACAGCAACAGCUUCUGGGAAUUAUACAGUCCAUGCAACCACAGCAGCAGAUGCCCGCUCCCGGUGUACCUCCACCACCCAAUGCAUACCCAGGCUACCCGCCUCCAUCUGCUAUGAAUGGUGCGACCAUGCAACCGCCACAGUCACAACCACAAGCUCAAUUUUCCUCACACCACGACCAGCGUUCUCCACAGCAGCAAAGCCCACCAGUUCAACAAAACCAGUCUUCAGGUAAUAACAAUGUCCAAAGUCUUCUGGACAGUUUGGCCCAGCUACAACAGAAAUAG
This is a messenger RNA of Lachancea fermentati, 2220 nucleotides long. NCBI's taxonomy places the organism in Eukaryota, Fungi, Ascomycota, Saccharomycetes, Saccharomycetales, Saccharomycetaceae. The record is from the annotation of a GenBank genome assembly.